GUGCAGAGGGUUAAGGUGGCUGAAUCUCCCUGGGGAUGCAUAGUCUGGGUCCCUCGCCACGGGAGUCUGGCAGUGAGGGGGCGUAGCAGUUGUUGAAGUCUUUUAAGUCCUUUAAACCCUUAUUGGUCCAGCUGACCACGACCACGGCCCUUUGAGGCUGGGAGUUGGGGGUGGGAAGGGAAACAGUGAAAAGGCAAGUGAAAGAAAAGGGGGAGGCGCAGUUUCAGAGCCGGGCGAGCCAGCGCUCUCUUCCUGCCUAGCCUCCGACGGCCUCGCCUCCAGCUUCGCGGGGCGGACCCCGCCCUGGGCCCGAUGGCUGACGAACUCUGCUGCCGGAUCUCUAAGAAAGUCCAGAUCUGUCUUGCAGUCGGUCUCCUGGUGGCCGUCGCCGUGUUGGCCGUGGUCGGAGUCCUGAAGUGGCUCCAGCCGCACAAGUGGAAUGGUCCCGGGACCACAGAGCACUUCGCUGCCGUCGUCCUGGGGCGAUGCGCCAACUACACUCAAGCAGCGCAGCCCGCGCCGAGAAAUGUAGACUGCCAAAAGAUACAGGAAACAUUCCAAAGUGCAUUUAUUUCAAAGAAUCCUUGUAACAUUACAGAAGAAGACUAUCAACCACUAAUGAAGUUGACAACUCAGACUAUACCUUGCAACAAGACCCUCCUCUGGAGCAGAGCAAAAGAGGUGGCCCAUCAGUACACGCAGCUCCACCGGGAUAUGUUCACCCUGGAGGACACACUGCUGGGCUACCUUGCUGAUGGCCUCACGUGGUGUGGAGAUGCUGGCACUUCUGAAGUGGACCACCGAUCUUGCCCAGACCGGAAGAAAGACUGCCCCAACAAUCCAGUUUCAGUAUUCUGGAAAAUAGCUUCCCAGAGGUUUGCAGAGGCUGCCUGUGGUGUGGUCUAUGUCAUACUCAAUGGCACCAUCAGUAAAACCUUCGACGAAAACAGCACUUUUGGAAGUGUGGAAGUCAUUCAUUUGCGUCCAGAAAGGGUUCAGGCACUACAUGCCUGGGUGAUAUAUAAUGUCGAAGUUCCCAGUGACCCAUGCAUGGCUUCCUCCAUAAAUAAGCUGAAAUCAAUUGUCACCCAAAGGAAUAUUGCAUUUAGGUGCCAGCAUAAUAAAGGCCUGCCACAUACAUUAAUCAUGUGACAAAUCCUGAGCAUUCACCUUGCAGCUCUAUGAUCUGAGCCAACUGUCACAGUUGUUUCAGCUCAUUGACCCCUUGAAGUCUCCAUCAACACGCGUGACUCGGCAGACGCACUGGUGGGGAGCCGAAGAUUUGGGAGGGUCCUCGGUCAUACUGUCAGCACUACAGAUGGAAUCCUCUUCCCCCAACGCCUUAAAAUAACUUACGUUAUCAGCAUGGCUUUUAUUGUGAUCUACUAAUAUUUAAGAAAAAAAAUUUUGUAUAAAAUUAGAAUGAAAAUUU
Molecule: messenger RNA, 1432 nt
Organism: Lemur catta (Ring-tailed lemur)
Lineage: Eukaryota; Metazoa; Chordata; Mammalia; Primates; Lemuridae
Gene: CD38
Product: CD38 molecule
Exons: 8
Coding region: 313-1152 (279 amino acids)
Biological process (GO): positive regulation of B cell proliferation
Cellular component (GO): plasma membrane
Molecular function (GO): phosphorus-oxygen lyase activity; NAD+ nucleosidase activity
Source: RefSeq, a predicted model, not a curated record